AUGGUGCCGAGCGUGGGGGAUGUCUCGGAUAAGCCUGCUACGGCGCAACAGCAGGGAACGGACGCGGUGUUCCCAGUAUCGGUCAAGAACAGCUGGACGACUGUGCAGGGCCGAAGCGGGAGCAUGUCGUUCAACGACGCCCUCAAACCCCUCACGGCCGGCAAACUCCCACCCGCCAUCGCCGCGCCCGACGGCUCCGACGCCCUCCAAGCCUCCUACCCCGCCAACACGGUCAAAUACUCGUCUUCCACAGGCCACGGCUACUCCUUCUACACCCAAGGCGCACACGCCGGGGUCGACGUCACGACCGCGACCGAGGUCCUCUUUUCGUAUUCCGUCUACUUUUCCGACGGCUUUGACUUUGUCAAGGGCGGCAAGCUACCCGGUCUGUAUGGCGGAAAGACGCUCGAGGGCGCCAAGAGCUGUUCCGGAGGAAGGCAGGACGAGCGGGACUCGUGUUUCUCCGCAAGGAUGAUGUGGCGGGCGGACGGCGCGGGAGAGUUUUACAACUACCUUCCUGUCUCGGGCAAACAGCCGGAUGGGUAUUGCAGUAUCGCGCCCAAGAGCGUUUGCGAUGCCAAUUAUGGAGAUUCCAUCGGCCGAGGAUCCUUCUACUUCCCAACCGGAAAAUGGACCACCGUCACGCAACGUCUCCGCCUCAACUACCCGUCCUCGGAAUCCAACGGCGAGCAGGAACUCUACGUCGAUGGGAAAUCCGUCCUCAAAGUCUCUGGACUCCAGAUUCGCAUGAGCGACGAAACCAAGAUUUACGGAAUUAUGGCCCAGACGUUCUUUGGCGGGUCGGACCAGAGCUGGGCGAGCCCAAAGGACCAGUGGGCUUGGUACAAGGACUGGAGUCUGGGCGUUGUGUACUAG
Messenger RNA from Dioszegia hungarica, 876 nucleotides. RefSeq lists its product as uncharacterized. The coding region runs from base 1 to 876 and encodes 291 amino acids. The transcript has 3 exons. NCBI's taxonomy places the organism in Eukaryota, Fungi, Basidiomycota, Tremellomycetes, Tremellales, Bulleribasidiaceae. The record is from RefSeq and is a predicted model, not a curated record.